Messenger RNA from Botrytis byssoidea, 2997 nucleotides. RefSeq lists its product as uncharacterized. Gene Ontology annotation, cellular component: mating projection tip; cell cortex; spindle pole body. Bases 1 to 2997 code for a protein of 998 amino acids. The transcript has a single exon. The record is from RefSeq and is a predicted model, not a curated record. Gene Ontology annotation, biological process: mitotic spindle orientation checkpoint signaling; nuclear migration along microtubule; establishment of spindle localization. NCBI's taxonomy places the organism in Eukaryota, Fungi, Ascomycota, Leotiomycetes, Helotiales, Sclerotiniaceae.
AUGACAGUGCUUAAAGACGCGCUUUCGCGAUCCGAUACAUUUUUGCGACCCCGGUCGGAAUAUAUUUCGAGUCCCGGCGUGCAAUCCGACGAUUCUACACCUUCAACGCCAGAUAAAGACCACGAACGAAAACCACGAACUGUGCGAAAACCAUCGCCCGGUCUUGCUGCUCGACUUGCAGCGUUAGGUUUUGGAAAAGAUCCCGAUCCAAAUUCAGCAACGACAACGUCACCAGUUGACCGAAUUGGCCGCAUUCCUGAAGAUCAAAUUCGCCAACUUGAUCACCUCCACCGCGCUAAUUCUACGAGUUCACAUAUUCACCGACGAGGUCGAGCUUGGAGUGGCAGCAUUGGUCUCUUGACUCCUCAAGUAACUGGAGGUAGCUUUAAAGAGACCAACCUCCGAGAGAUUAACAUUAGUGACACGCGAGUACUUGACGGUGCCACGCAGUCAACGCCUUCGUUUGAUAACUUUGGUCAUCAGGACAUGACAACAAAUGUUGACCUUAUAGGAAUGGAUUCGCAGAAGUAUCGGUUACCAGAACAUACAAAUAGAAAUGGCACGAAAACAAUGGCAGAUAUAAAGCAGGCGCACAUCGAACGAUCAAUACCUCCUGUAGAAGAGAUUGAAAUACCUCCACCUCCUAUUCAAAAAGACGAAACACCUCCACCUCCUAUUCACGAAGACGAGACACCUCCACCCCCCAUAGCUAAAGAUACUCCGCCAACUGCGACAACACCCAGCGAAUCUUCAAAUGACGUUUCAUCCUACUUCAAUCCCUUUGGUCAUCAACGGGCCGGCUCAAUUUACACGUUAUCGCGAGCGUCUUUUGCAAGUCAACUUGCUCAAUUGACGUCUUUGCAACUACCAGAUGCAGCCUCGUUGUCAACGAAAAUAUCCGCCAUUCCCAGCUCAAAAUCUGCCUCAAAGGCAUUGAUGGGAGCCGCAGAACAAAUUAAAAGUUGGAUAUCGAAAGCAUCAGAUGUUGUCUCUGGCCUAGAUGGAGAGGAUGAUGUGGAAUGGGCAGCAGCUGGCGGCAGAGAAGGUUUGGAGGAAGUGGAUAAUGCGAUUACACGCUUCGAAAAAUUAAUUAAUGUUUACGUAUCAGCCAUCGAGUCUUUACAAGAACGUCCGGAUAUUGCUACGGUUCCUGCAGACGAACUUCAAAAGGUUGUACUACAGGUAGAGAGCAUCCUUCAGGAAUGGGAAAAGAUAAGAAGAAACCUCAAGGGUGUGAAAAACUCGGUUGAGAUUGCUAUGGAAUGGGAGGAAUUAUGGAAUACAGUUUUGGGAGAUAUAGGCAAUGAAGUGGACAUUCUGGCGCGACUCGUUUUUGAAAUGGAGGAGAAGCGGCACAAGUCCUUGGCAGAAGCCGACAAUGACGGAGUUGAUAUCAAAGAGCUGGAGACAAUUGUAGAAGAAACGCCCUCAUCUAAGUCGAGGUUACAGGCCAAUAGUCGAUUUGGUAUGACAUCUUCAGCAGCCUUUCCCCUGAGCCCCAACUCGCCAGUUACACCGAUAAUGGCGCAAGACGAUUCAAGCCUCUUAGCAUUGUUUGCAAGAAUGCAGCCCCUGAGAGCUUCUUUGGACUUUUUACCUAUGAGGUUAUCAACGUUUCAUGCUAGAGCCGAAGCAAUAUUUCCCACGGCUUGCGACGAGCUGGAAAGUCGACGAGGUGGUUUGGAGAAAAGUUGGAACUCUCUCGAGAAGGAUGCUGAAUCAUUACGAAGGGAACUUGGCGAAGAUCGUUGGGUUCUCGUCUUCCGCGGUGCGGGUCGACAAGCUCAGAAAAUGUAUGAAUCUGUCGAAAGAAGUUGUGCCAAGUUGAAGGAGUCUCUCGAUACCGGUGUUCAUCUAAACAACCCUGCUACAAUGGGCAAGAAGAUCGAAAGUUACGAAGCGAAGAAGAUGCACUACGGUCCAGCCAUUGAAAGAGUUCUAUCAAUCAUCGAGAAAGGAGUGAAGGAUCGCCUCACAGUCAAUGGUGAAAUCUUGAGAUUACACUCAGAUAUGCAACAGAGGUGGGAUUCAUUGAAAAAUCAAAUGAACGAAUUGGACACAACACUCGAAGAACUCCAGUCAGAUCGCAGAAACCAGCAGCUCAGAGAUUCAAUUUCGAGUAUGGUUUCGAAUGAUCGAUCAACCAUUGGAAGCUUGAACAAUGACACACCAGGAAGUUCGCCAGCAUCCUCAGUGAUCAUGUCAAAUUUAAGUAGUAAACUUGACCCAACUACACCCGCAAGAAAUGGAAAGCUACGUUCCAAUGGCAGAAGUAGUGCGGCUGGAGCAAGAAGAAAUUUAAGUGCUGGACAACCUCCUCGAUCUUUUAGUCGAGCUUCCCCAUCCCCUAUUCCUCCCCGUCAAAGCUCUGCAACACCAACUGGUCGACUCCCCCGACCUUCCAAUACACCUAGUGACAACCGACCUCGAUGGAAUACCAGCACUAAUACCAGUGAUAUACUUAUUGGCCAUGGUUUCAAACCUCUUAGUGUCACAACACCAAGCUCCACCCAAUCGAAUCGGUCUACUAGAUCCAAUACUUCUGACUCCAAGAUACCACUACGAAGCCCACUGGGCCGCGGAAACACAGCCUCUCCGGUCAUACGAGAACCUACAACUCCUUCGGGCAAUAGACCGGCUUCACGAACAGUACGACGUGACCUCUCUACCCCUGGACCAUACUCCCAGCAUACACUAUCAGUUAAUUCACCUUCCCGUCCCCGUGUUCUGGUUAGCAAGUCUUCCAUGUCCAAUUUGACAGGCAAUAACCGUCGCUCCUCGAUGCAACCCUCAUACUCAUAUGAAGCCAGAGCUAGCAGCCCGGUAGUUCGAAGACCCGCUAGCUCGUUAGCUACCAGCAGAAGGAUAAGCCUUCUUCCUACCCCACGGGGCAGAAACUCGGAAAUGGCUGGCAGGGAUAGUCCCGCACCAAACAGAGGCAGCAGCACAUCCACAACUGAUAGCAAAGGUAAUCCCAAGAAGCAAUGGAGACCAUAA